CGGCUUGGGGGCGGUGCUCGGCGGUGGCGGAGCGCGGCCCGGGUUCGCGCUGGGCUCCGCUCGCCCCCCGCCCCCCUCUAUGAGGCAGAGGCCGCGGCGGCCGUUAGCGCUGUCGCUCCGGGGGCCGCGGCGGGCGGGGCUCCGGCGGGGCCCAGCCUAGUCCCCACCCCAGCCCGGCUCCCAGCCGCCCGCCCUCCCUCCCUCUCCCCGAUGCAGGGGGCCGAGCUCCGGGAUGGCGAGGCGGCGGCGGCGGCCGCUUCGUACCGCGUCCUGAGCCGCCUCCUCGGCUAUGGAGAGGCGGCCCCCGAGCCAGGCCCGCCGCCACCGCCCCCGGGCCAUGGCACCCCGCCGCCACCCUUCCUCGCGCGGCCCGGCCCGCGGGGCUCCCGGCCGCCGCAGCUGAUGGUGUUCCGCAACGUGGGUCGGCCGCCGGAGGAGGAGGACGUGGAGGCGGCCCCGGAGCCGGGACCCUCGGAAUUGCUGUGUCCCCGGCACCGCUGUGCCCUGGACCCCAAGGCCCUGCCGCCGGGAUUGGCACUGGAGCGGACCUGGGGCCCGGCGGCUGGACUAGAGGCUCAGUUGGCGGCUCUGGGGCUCGGGCAGCCGGCAGGGCCGGGGGUCAAGACAGUCGGUGGGGGUUGCUGCCCGUGUCCGUGUCCCCCUCAGCCGCCCCCUCCGCAGCCCGAGCCGCCUGCUGCCGCCCCGCAGGCCGGGGAGGACCCCACGGAAACGAGCGACGCGCUGCUGGUCCUGGAGGGCUUGGAAUCGGAGGCCGAGAGCCUGGAGACUAACAGCUGCUCGGAAGAGGAGCUCAGCAGCCCGGGUCGCGGAGGAGGAGGGGGCGGCCGGCUUCUGCUGCAGCCCCCAGGCCCUGAAUUACCUCCGGUGCCCUUCCCGCUGCAGGACUUGGUCCCUCUGGGGCGCCUGAGUAGAGGGGAGCAGCAGCAGCAGCAGCAACCUCCCCCGCCCCCGCCUCCUCCCGGGCCCCUCCGGCCACUCGCGGGUCCUUCUCGGAAGGGCUCCUUCAAAAUCCGCCUCAGUCGCCUCUUUCGCACCAAGAGCUGCAACGGUGGCUCCGGCGGUGGGGAUGGGACCGGCAAGAGGCCUUCUGGAGAGCUGGCUGCUUCAGCUGCAAGCCUGACAGACAUGGGAGGCCCUGCAGGCCGGGAGCUGGACGCGGGGAGGAAACCCAAGUUGACAAGAACUCAAAGUGCCUUUUCUCCGGUCUCCUUCAGCCCCCUGUUCACAGGUGAAACUGUGUCGCUUGUGGAUGUGGACAUUUCUCAGCGGGGCCUGACCUCUCCACACCCUCCAACUCCCCCUCCUCCUCCGAGAAGAAGCCUCAGCCUCCUAGAUGAUAUCAGUGGGACGCUGCCUACAUCUGUCCUUGUGGCUCCGAUGGGGUCUUCCUUGCAGUCUUUCCCCCUACCUCCGCCUCCUCCACCCCAUGCCCCAGAUGCAUUUCCCCGGAUUGCUCCCAUCCGAGCAGCUGAAUCCCUGCACAGCCAACCCCCACAGCACUUCCAGUGUCCCCUCUACCGGCCUGACUCGAGCAGCUUUGCAGCCAGCCUUCGAGAGUUGGAGAAGUGUGGUUGGUAUUGGGGGCCAAUGAAUUGGGAAGAUGCAGAGAUGAAGCUGAAAGGGAAACCAGAUGGUUCUUUCCUGGUACGAGAUAGUUCUGAUCCUCGUUACAUCCUGAGCCUCAGUUUCCGAUCACAGGGUAUCACCCACCACACUAGAAUGGAGCACUACAGAGGAACCUUCAGCCUGUGGUGUCAUCCCAAGUUUGAGGACCGCUGUCAAUCUGUUGUAGAGUUUAUUAAGAGAGCCAUUAUGCACUCCAAGAAUGGAAAGUUUCUCUAUUUCUUAAGAUCCAGGGUUCCAGGACUGCCACCAACUCCUGUCCAGCUGCUCUAUCCAGUGUCCCGAUUCAGCAAUGUCAAAUCCCUCCAGCACCUUUGCAGAUUCCGGAUACGACAGCUCGUCAGGAUAGAUCACAUCCCAGAUCUCCCACUGCCUAAACCUCUGAUCUCUUAUAUCCGAAAGUUCUACUACUAUGAUCCUCAGGAAGAGGUAUACCUGUCUCUAAAGGAAGCGCAGCUCAUUUCCAAACAGAAGCAAGAGGUGGAACCCUCCACGUAGCGAGGGGCUCCCUGCUGGUCACCACCAAGGGCAUUUUGUUGCCAAGCUCCAGCUUUGAAGAACCAAAUUAAGCUACCAUGAAAAGAAGAUGAAAAAUGAGGGAACGGGAAGGUUGGGAUUCUCUGUGCAGAGACUUUGGUUCCCCACGCAGCCCUGGGGCUUGGAAGAAGCACAUGACCGUACUCUGCGUGGGGCUCCAGCUCACACCCACCCCUGGGCAUCUUAGGACUGGAGGGGCUCCUUGGAAAACUGGAAGAAGUCUCAACACUGUUUCUUUUUCAGAAGUUUUGUUUUUGAUAUUUGUAUUACUUGGUAUGGAAAACUUACCUUGAAGGCAGUUGGGGUUUGUGCCCGUUGGAUUGAAAGUGGUGCGAAGGGUGAGCAGGUCCAAAGAAGGGGUGGGAGAACAGGGGAUGGCCAUUCAGCUGGUGCCAAAGGCAGAGUUAAGAGUCUGUGUCGUGGGCCUGGAAGAUGGGAGGAGGGGCCUGAGGUUUGCAAAGGACUGAGAGCUCCUGAGGAAGGGGGAAUCUGCCUCUUGAUGCCAUGGGCAGCUGUUGUAGGAGCAGGAGAGAAAGGAGGGUGGGUGGUCUUGAAAAGAAUAUUGGGCAAAACCUAGCAAUUGGCCUUAGCUGGGAGAAGUAGUGACUCCUGCAUCCUUUUUUAAGGUUUAGGAACCUGAGUUCAGGAACACCUAUCAUGGAAGCUGUACUAGUUGUGAUUUACUUAAUUCCUUAAGUUCCAUGACCUGAAGUUAACCCCGUUCUUCCUCUGCUCUCAACCCAUUCCUCCUUGAGAUAACUGUACAUGUCACUCUGAUCAUGGUAACAGCAUCCCUAUUGCUUCUGCCAGCUGUCACGGCAAUCGUGUUUCUCAUCACCUGGGCGGUUCAGAGCCAAUCAUGGGCUGCUAAAUUUAAUGGAGCAUGCUUCCAGGUUCUUCAUGGCAAACUGUACUCAUGACUUAGGAGUGAGUGUUACUUCCAUGUGCCUGUCAGCUUGUGAGGGGGAAUGUGGAGGAAGGUGAGAAAUGCAGCUCCCACAGUUGUGCUCUUCCUAGAGGAAGCUCUCAGAACGCAGCCCUCACGGGAUUUCCUUAGGUCAGAGGAGAGCAUCACAUCUCACGUUUUUAGGUUUAUCACUGCUGUCCCACUUCUGGGAUGGGAGGUAGCAAGGGCUUCUAUAUUUUCUUGUGUUCAUUCUAGCAACCCAGACAUUUCCAGAUCAGAUCCUGCUGAUCUCCACUCACUGGAAAGUCUGCCAGAUGCCGAUUUGAGAGCUGCCUGUCUUCCGGCUCUCAGGAAGAGCAGGGAGAAAAACUCCAAUGGUCUUUAAUGGUUUCUGCAGCUGGCCAUGGCCAAUUCAUAUGACAUUGUGAGUUUGCUUUCUUGUAGAGCUGCUCUGGGGAGAGGUUUGCUAUCGAGAUGUUAACAGUGGAGCUGUUGGGUCUUCAUGACUCCUUUGCAUGUGUUCCGUGAGACACUCUUUCUGGGUUCCCCGUGCUUAUAGCUGCCUCGUCUCACAAGACAGAUACUACUGUCAGGUUUGUGGCUUCCUGAUGGUUUGAGUGGGGCCUUAGUGUCUUGGUAAUUUAUAGGACUGCCUCAUCUGGGAGCAUUGCCUUCUUCCUUAGUCCCGCAUGGAGUGACCAGUCUUCCUCGUAGCUGGACAGGGAGGAAACUUGCACCAUUACCUGACUGUGGAAGGGUGGCCCACAAGAUGAGCUGUGCACCAUAAACACAGCCCACCUCUGAUUUGUCAUGUGGUACCUCUUCUUUCCUUGGCUUCCAUGGUAGUAUUACCAACUAAGCAAGAUUAUGAUCCCAGAAAUUGGCUUAGCAUGUGAGUGUUGCCUCGUGAGAGUACAAGUAAUAUAACUUGCCAUCUUGCAGGAAGUGCCACCCCAAUAUAGAGCCUGAAGUUGGAAUCCAUUGAGAUCCUUGGAUGGCUGAUAUGCAGCCUGGGAUCUUUCUUUUUUUUGUUCCUUUUCAACCACCCGUAAUUUUAAGAUUAUUUUUUAGUGUGUGUGCCUGGCUUUGCGCUAGAUAUUGUAGAAAACAAAAAAGGUAAAAGACGUAAUCUGUGGCCUAAGGGAGCUUUUAGGUGACUGCUGCACAUCAAGCAGAAAAUCAAGGACUAUCUAAAGACGUUUAUAGUAGAUAAGAUCAGGGUAGACCAGAUGGUCUGGGAAAGUUCUGUGCCUCUGAGGCUUUGGGUUGUAGUCAAUGGCAGGACAGACAGUGAGAUGAAAAACACAUGAACAAAAGCAAGGAAGCAGAAAUCUGCAUGGCAUGUACUGAACAGUGCACAGUCCUGUUAGAGCAACAUGGUUAAAGAAUCCUUUCCAGUGCGGUCGUCUAGAUGGAAGCUUCCCAGCCACCAGGCAGACCUGAGUGCUGAGGGGUUAUGAUGGUGAGGUGGAGCCCAAAGCCCAAAGGAGUCAGGAAGGUUCCUGCCCAUUGCCAGGACCUCACUAUGGUCAGCUCAGGCCAUGUGAGGAAGGCAGAGCUUCUGCACCCCCUGUGUUACUGGGUUUCUUCUGGAGAACUCAUACACUCAGGUACAAAACAAACCAACUGAGGAGGUGUGACCCAACCUCACCACCCACCUUUCUCCUCCUGGGGAGUGUCAUGUUGAACUGUGUCUGUGAUCUGUCAGUGCACUGGUCCCAGCCGUGGCCGCAGCCUAGUCCUUUCUCUGUGGAGUGGGCUGCAGAACAGCAGUGCAAGAGGAGACAGUCUUCAUCAGGUGUGGGUGUUUGGUGCCUGCAAUGGGUGGCCUUGCACAGAGCAGUUAGGGGAAGAUGAGGGGGAGGCAUGGGGCUGGGCCAGCUCUCUGGGAUGCAGUCUGGUCAGAGAGUAAAUGGAGCAGAGGAACAGGCACGGCAGCACCUGCCCUUCACCUCCCCGACAAGGCCUGCCCCUCCUUCGCCAGUGCUGUGCAGAGCUCAUUUAAAUGUAUUCCUUUCUAGGCCUGGGUGCGGUGGCUCACGCCUGUAAUCCCAGCACUUUGGGAGGCUGAGGUGGGUGGAUCAUGAGGUCGGGAGUUCAAGACCAGCUUGGCCAAACAGUGAAACCCCAUCUCUACUAAAAUACAAAAAUUAGCUGGGCAUGGUGGCGUGCACCUGUAGUCCCAGCUACUUGGGAGGCUGAGACAGGAGAAUUGCUUGAACCCAGGAGGUGGAGGUUGCACUGAGCCGAGAUUGUGCCACUGCCCUCCAGCCUGGAUGACAGAGUGAGACUCCAUCUCAAAAAAAAUAAAUAAUUCCUUUCUGGUUGUAUUUUCAAGUCACAAAUUGUAAAAGGUUUACAUCUAGGGACCCACUAUUGAUUUCUAAGUUGUGGGUGGGUGAUACCAGUGGCCUCAGUUCCUGUAUAACCCUCACCUGUUUAUGACUGAUCUACUGUAACCUUCCUCAGGUUGAGAGUGAGCCACUGUGAGCCAGUGACAACUACUGCUACAACUUGCUGUUACUUGAAAUUCGUGUGCUAUGUUGGUAGCACAGAAGUAGGCGGGCGGGGGUUUUGGUGUGGGCACUAGAUAAGUGGGUGGCAGCUGGCUUUUUGGGACCACUGUGCUGACCUUGGCCUGGUCACCUGCCUGUGUCUAGGCAAAGUGAAUGUUACAUCUUGGAACCUGAGCCAUGGAGGUGGCGCCACCUCCCUGAGGAGAAAGGUGUGGCCAAGGGAAGCUCCCGCAUGGCUCCUGCUCCUUCCCCUUCCCUACAUUUCACUUGGGCUAAUGAUGUAAGCCCCCCUUGAGGUUGGGGAUGGUGUGGAGAUAGCUGCAGACACCCCUGUAACAGAUAUCCAGGAAGAAUUGGGGAGUGGGGGUAAUUAUAAUUCCCAGGCCUAGGGGUGAGAGGUGGGAGUAGAACCAGAAGUGCCCUGGAAUCCAGCCGUGUCAGCCCUCGCCCCAGGGCCCCCAGGAAAGCAUGGCCUGCUUGAAGCCCUCUGCUCCCUGCAGAAACUGGGGAGAGGAGGAGCUUUUUCCUUCAGUUAGAUCUUUCCCUUCCCUGCUGCCUCUCUCCCUUAGCUUUAGAGCCCUAAAGUUAGUGGACGAGACACUGGGAUAAAGCUCUAUGGCUGCUGGAAGGAGGUCAGAGUCUGUGUGUGUGCGUAUGCAUGCGUGUGUGUGUGUGUGUGUGUGUGUGUGUCAUUUGCAGAAGUCUUGCUACCAGUUGGGGUGUUAAGAGCAUCUCCACUGGGCGGAGACCUGGCAUUUGUUUUCCACUGUUAAGAGAAUGACACGCCCCCUGUCAUGUAAGGGAGGAGCUAUUGAGUUAGACAUUUUCCCUAUGGGAAUCCUCGGUUUGGUUUGUGGGAAAGGAGGGAAUGGAUAAGUGAUUUUUAUCUCUAAUCGUCAACACAGCUGUUCUUCCACUGAAUUUGUGCUAUUGCAUACAUGUAGCCAUCUUUCUUUUCACUGCAGCAGUGUUUAUCAGUAGUUCAAAAUGAUUUAUUUGCUCCUGGGGAGUAAAACCUUUUUUAUUAAAAAAAGAAAAAGAAAAAAAAAAGAAAAGUGUGCCCCCCUCCUACGCCGUGAUAGCUAUAAAAUGAUUGGGCCACAAAGGUCAAGUCUGCACGUCCCUGUGGUAGACCCUGCUUUCACAUUGGAGCCUUCACACUCAGCACAAAAUGAUCGGAGGCCUUGAUAAAAUGGAGAGCAUAGUCUCGGGAGCAGUGAAAUGGGGGUUGGAUCAUAGACACAGGUGCUGGGGACUCGGGUACCGCAGUUAGGAAAGUAGUGUUAUGAGUUGUACUGAAAAUGUUGAUUCUCUAAUCUGCCAGAAAAGGACCUGUCUUUUCAUGCAGAUUUCAUAUUGUCUUUGUCCUUUUCAUUGCUUCUUGACCUUCCUGGUAGGUGUCGCUCAGUUUCUUCCUGUUUCCCUUCCUGUCCUCUCCACACCUGCUAUCCCGUCCCACUCCCAUCUACCUCCUGGGAAGCCAGCCCUGCAUGCUGAGUUUGUGACCUGCUUCACUCCCAUUUCAUUUCUAGAGGGUUUAGAGGGGACCUGGAACCGUUCCCUUUCCCUCUCCUACCCCCUCCUCCGCAACACCAAGAGGCCUGGAGGGGCAGACAGAAAGCAACCAGCCACGGCGGGAAGACAUGCGUGUUUGGUUGCAGCUGGACUGCAAUCGUAGUUCCUCCUGGAGAUAGAGUGUGAGGAACUUAGGACAUUCUUCCUCAGACUCUGGGAUCAUCACAUACCACACUGCCCCGCUCAGAGCUUCGUCCUGAGUUCCCUAACCAGCUCAGGUGGAGCAGAAGCCUGGUCUCACUCCUCCAUCUCUGGUGCUCCCUUGGGCGGGGACCUGCCCCUCACUCUUAGGCCCAGAACCUUGUCCAAGGGACAGGUAGGGUCCAGGUGCCACUUUGGGUAGCUGGCUGUUGGAAUGCCCACACUGGUGCUGCCUGUGGCAUAGCCACUGCUGUACGUUUUUGGUUGUUUUUAAGAAACUCGAUGAAGAGGGGUGUCAUUCUGGGCUCGGGGUGGUUGCCAAUUUUUCACCAGAAAGGGAGCCACCCCUUGCAACCACUUCUGUCUCCAUUAGCCCCCCCUCUGCCCUCCUCCAAGCCAAAGCGUGGCCUGGCUUUUGUCCUCCCAUUUAGUUUUCCUCUUUUACCCUUCCUUUUGUGCUUAAUUUAUUAAAAUAGUUGCUGUAUAAUUUAUUUUCAUAAACUAUAAAAAAAUACUAAAUGGUUAAAAUAGACUUGCAGGCCAAUCUUAAAUGGGGUGGGAGGGUCUGAGGGUGGGAUGGGGAAAGGGAAAGAGGUUUUGAUAUAAACAAAACAAAUGCACUUUGGGUGUGUUUUGGUAUUUUUCUGGGGUUAGAGGGGGUGGGGUUAGGGACGUCCCUGUAGAUUAGUUCCAGAAUGGGGUGUCUGUAUAUACUGUAUUAAUAGGCAUGUUUGACUCUCGUAAACGGACAUUAGUAGCUGCUGCAGGUCCUGUUUGGAAACUCCAUGUACAAUUCCCAGUUUUUUGUAAGUGUCAGUGCGAGAGACAUUUGACUCUUGUGUUUGUAUCUCCUUUUUAUGAUUGCUGUACCUACCCAUGUCUUUUUGGGGAGGGGUGAAAAGAGAUUUGAAAUAAAAAUGUUCAGAAAUUA
Molecule: messenger RNA, 8251 nt
Organism: Symphalangus syndactylus (siamang)
Lineage: Eukaryota; Metazoa; Chordata; Mammalia; Primates; Hylobatidae
Gene: SOCS7
Product: suppressor of cytokine signaling 7
Biological process (GO): intracellular signal transduction; phosphatidylinositol phosphate biosynthetic process
Cellular component (GO): phosphatidylinositol 3-kinase complex
Molecular function (GO): 1-phosphatidylinositol-3-kinase regulator activity
Source: RefSeq, a predicted model, not a curated record